AUGCUCACAAUAUUAAUAAUUAGCUUAGUGUUUGCGCACAACCAUCUCGUCAGCAAAGACCCCAGAGAAUGCAAAUGUCACGUGGAAAAUGCCUCAGAACUAUCUGGCAGAGUAAGAAGCCUGAACAUCUCCCUGCAAGCCCCUGGGAUGGUAACAACCACGGGGAAGUUAAGCAGAACCAAAAAAGUCAUCACUCUGGGAUGCUUUAGUCUUCAGCGCCCCGUGCAGGUAAAUCUGCUGUUUUUGGAGAAGCUGCAGGGAGAUUUGAGAAACCAGACAGCAGAGAAAUGUGCCCUGCAGAGCCUGAAAGUUGUCGCCAUUGCAGACAGGAAACCUGCUGUCAGCCACACCUGGGUUCUACUGACACGCCGCAGAAAAAACUUUCAGAGAACGUUUAUUCUUAGAGAAAAAGUGUUCCUGGCAGGGAUAUCAAAUUGUGCUAUAAGAGCAGAGCUGCCCAAGCUGAAAGCUUUUUCCAAGAGUUCGACUGUCCCACCUGUGCACCAAGAAAACAAAACUUUAGAGAAAGGAAUUCCAUCCUCAAAUGACAAAGAUAUGCUGAACAUACAAAUAACAAGUAUCAUCAUCAAAGCGUUCAUCGCUUGUGUCCUGUUAGCCUUUGCAAUAUCCUACAUCGUGUUUGUUAUAUGUGAGAAUUCCUGCCCG
Antrostomus carolinensis (chuck-will's-widow) is the source of this 666-nucleotide messenger RNA. RefSeq names its product chromosome unknown C17orf78 homolog (gene CUNH17orf78). The transcript is spliced from 5 exons. NCBI's taxonomy places the organism in Eukaryota, Metazoa, Chordata, Aves, Caprimulgiformes, Caprimulgidae. The annotation marks the transcript as partial. The record is from RefSeq and is a predicted model, not a curated record.